AUGAGUAUGAAAGAUGUUGAGAAUGAAUCUCAUAAAUUGUAUGAGACAAGUGGAAGCAAGUUCAAUGACACAAUUGUUUUUAAUGAGGUUAUGUGUCAACAUCGAAAAUGGGAUUUACAGCUAGAUCAUGAUGCAACACGAUCACGUCUUGAAUAUGAAGUGGGUUAUGAAGAAAGUGGGACAAAUAUUACUGGUUCAACAAUUAAACGUCCAACGGGUAGAGAUGCGGCUAAAAGAAAAGAAAAAGGUAAGUCUUCUUAUGAAGUUGUUGCAGAACUUCGUGCAAUGAGUCUUAGUAGAGAUAGUGAAGUAGAAGCCAUGAAAAAAAGACUCGAGUUGGAUCAACAAAUGGAGCAAAAAACAUAUGAAAAGGAGCUAGUGAAGAUGCAGAGUUUGCAUUUGAACACACUCCUACAAAAAGAGCACUUGUCAUUUGAAGAAGAAAACAUGAAAUGUUUUCUAAUAUCUAAUUUUUAUGGAAACUAA
Lactuca saligna is the source of this 486-nucleotide messenger RNA. Lineage: Eukaryota; Viridiplantae; Streptophyta; Magnoliopsida; Asterales; Asteraceae. The record is from the annotation of a GenBank genome assembly.